Messenger RNA from Punica granatum (pomegranate), 1225 nucleotides. The record is from RefSeq and is a predicted model, not a curated record. NCBI's taxonomy places the organism in Eukaryota, Viridiplantae, Streptophyta, Magnoliopsida, Myrtales, Lythraceae.
AAAUCAAAAAAGGAAUAUAGAAAAGCUGGUCUCCUUCGUUUCACUCCGUCAAGUCCAGUUUGGUUGGUAUCUUAUCUGCCUCCUUUCUUCUGCUCUUCGUUGAGCUUUGAACAUGGCGGUCUCUCUUCACUCUCCGCCGAGGAUUCACGAGCCUUCUCUCAGCUGUGCGACCAAGCUUUAUUCGGGGCUGAAGUUUCAAUCCGCAAGUCCGUUGAUAGCUGCAAAACCUAAUGCGACUGCUGAAUUUUACGGCAAAGUUAAUAAGAGCCUCCAGUGCAGGAACCAUAAACCAGUUCGUGCACAGAUUAAGAUGAUGCCUAUAGGAACACCGAGAGUUCCCUACAGAACACCUGGUGAGGGAACCUGGCAGUGGGUUGAUUUGUGGAAUGCCCUCUAUAGAGAGCGAGUCAUCUUCAUUGGGCAGAACAUAGAUGAAGAGUUCAGCAAUCAAAUAUUGGCAACUAUGCUGUAUCUCGAUAGCGUUGAUGAUUCGAAGAGGCUCUACUUUUACAUCAAUGGCCCUGGUGGAGAUCUUACUCCUAGCCUGUCAAUAUAUGACACGAUGCAAAGUUUGAAGUGUCCUGUCGGGACCCACUGUGUAGGCUAUGCCUAUAAUUUGGCAGGCUUCCUUCUCGCAGCUGGAGAGAAGGGUCAACGAUUUGCAAUGCCGCUUUCAAGGAUAGCUCUACAAUCUCCUGCAGGGUCAGCCCGGGGUCAGGCUGAUGAUAUUCGCAAUGAGGCUGACGAGCUUCUAAGAAUAAGAGACUACCUCUUCAACGAGUUGGCAAAGAAAACAGGUCAGCCGGCUGAGAAGAUUUACAAGGACCUGAGUAGGGUGAAACGGUUCAAUGCUCAAGAAGCCCUUGAGUACGGGCUCAUCGACCGCGUUGUGAGGCCACCCCGUAUUAAGGCUGAUGCACCACGGAAAGAUAAUGGAGCAGGUCUUGGAUAGACUUUGGGAUUCGGCAGCACCGCGUACUUGAAUCAGUCUGGGCUAGACCGGCAAAUUAUCGGGAUUCGGCUUGAUCGCAGAGUCAAUACUAUAUAUAAUCUUCUUUUGAAUUUUAGCAUAAAUUCGAGUAAGCCGUCUUUUUCUCAAACUCAAAGGUCAAAAUGGAUUCACUUCCUCCACCAUUUGGUUUAUGGAUGAAGGAGCUUUCGUUUCGCUUAUUAGCUUUUUAGUGCCGAUAUUUAAGCGAAGCCAAGUACAGUACACAUUGUUGUC